Quercus lobata is the source of this 789-nucleotide messenger RNA. RefSeq lists its product as uncharacterized. Bases 1 to 789 code for a protein of 262 amino acids. The transcript is spliced from 4 exons. NCBI's taxonomy places the organism in Eukaryota, Viridiplantae, Streptophyta, Magnoliopsida, Fagales, Fagaceae. The record is from RefSeq and is a predicted model, not a curated record.
AUGAGUAACCCGAAGUUAUGCAAGAGUAUGAAGUUCCCAAAUGGGAAGGUGUUUAGGGCUGCCUUGAGGGAAUAUGCAGUGAAAAAGCCUGUGGACAUUAAGUUCAAGCUUAAUGAGAAGACAAAAUUUCUGUCCACUGCAAUUUCUGGUGUGAAGCAUCGAGUUAUGCAGGAUGUGUAUGUGGACUUGAGCAUAAAUCAAGUGUACAGAGCUAAGAGGAAAGCUAGAGAGUUCAUACUAGGUGAUAAGAGGUUGCAGUAUGGAAAGCAAAGGGACUAUGCAGAGAUGAUAAGAAUAACUUAUAUGGGGAGUAAAGUGAUUUUACAAACUGAGAUUACUGAGCCUAACACACAACCCAAGUUCAAGAGGAUGCCACUUGUAGGAUUAGAUGGUUGCCACCUGAAGGGCAAGUUUGGUGGACAUAUAUUAUCAGCAACUGCAAGGGAUGGGAAUGACAAUAUUUUCCCUGUUGCAUUAGGUGUAGUUGAGCAAGAAAAUAAGGAUUCUUGGGUGUGGUUUUUACAAACAUUUGCAGAUGAUAUUGGGAGGCCAGAUGAGCUGAAUCUGGUGUUCAUUUCAAAUAGGCAGAAGGGAUUGAUACCUGCCAUGGAGAUGUUGUUUCCAACAGUUGAACAUAGAUUUUGUGUGAAGUAUAUUUAUAACAACUUUAAGUUAAACUUCAUGGGUUUAGAAUUGAAGGCUGCAUUAUGGAGGUGUGCUGCAGCAACAACAAUUAGGGAGUUUGAGAAGAGAAUGCAAGAUAUGAAGAAAUUGGACAAAGAAGCAUGA